Molecule: messenger RNA, 849 nt
Organism: Knipowitschia caucasica
Lineage: Eukaryota; Metazoa; Chordata; Actinopteri; Gobiiformes; Gobiidae
Source: the annotation of a GenBank genome assembly
AUGAUCAACACCAUGUCAAAGAUCCGGGGUCAGGAGAAGGGCCCCGGGUACCCGCAGGCUGAGAGCGUGCUGGGGGACGCCAUGCUGAGGUUCGGGCGAGAGCUCGGAGACGUGUCCUGCUUCGGUACAGCGCUCCUGGACGCGGGGGAGUCCAUGAAGGAGCUGGGGGAGGUGAAAGACGCUCUGGACAUGGAGGUUAAACAGAACUUCAUCGACCCACUACAAAACCUGCACGACAAAGACCUCAAGGAAAUACAGCACCACUUGAAGAAGAUGGAAGGCCGGCGUUUGGACUUCGACUACAAGAAAAAGCGAAUGGGGAAAGUACUGGACGAUGAGAUCAAACAGGCGCUGGAGAAGUUUGACGAAAGCAAAGAGGUCGCGGAGCAGAGUAUGUUCAACCUGCUGGAGAGCGACAUCGAGCAGGUGAGCCAGCUGGCGGCUCUGGUCCAGGCUCAGUUGGAGUACCACACCCGCGCCUCCGAGAUUCUACAACAGCUCUCCAGCAAAAUGGAGGAUAGGAUAAAGGAGGUGUCCAGUAAACCCAGGAAAGAGUACACUCCCAAACCUCGAAUGACCCUGGAGCUGCUGCCAGUGAGCGAGAGCCACAACGGAGGCAUCCACUCGGCCAAGUCCCCUGGGAAGUCGCCAGCCCCCUUGGACCAGCCGUGUUGCCGAGCGCUGUACGACUUCGAACCGGAGAACGAGGGCGAGCUGGGCUUUAAAGAAGGCGACAUCAUCACUCUAACCAACCAGAUCGACGAGAACUGGUACGAGGGCAUGAUCCACGGCCAGUCGGGCUUCUUCCCCAUCAACUACGUGGACAUCCUGGUUCCGCUGCCGCACUAA